Megachile rotundata (alfalfa leafcutting bee) is the source of this 1582-nucleotide messenger RNA. Its product is annotated as protein phosphatase PTC7 homolog. Gene Ontology annotation, biological process: protein dephosphorylation. The record is from RefSeq and is a predicted model, not a curated record. Lineage: Eukaryota; Metazoa; Arthropoda; Insecta; Hymenoptera; Megachilidae. Gene Ontology annotation, cellular component: mitochondrion. Gene Ontology annotation, molecular function: protein serine/threonine phosphatase activity.
UCAUUAGUAACACUAACAGAGGUAAUACUUUCUCGAGUUGCAUCGUAGCUGGAGAUAAAAUUCAGUUGGGAUUACGAUCAUCUAUCUUCGUUUGCUUGAUUGUGAGUCAAAAUUCGAAGACGUUGCGGUCGAUGAUAAGCAGUACGAAAAAAACAAUCAACGGAAUUCAUCGACGUUACAUGUAUUUCGGACGGAAACAACGAAACAUGCCACCGAUACGUUUGUGAAUUAACUGCACGAUUCAUGCAGAUUCUUCGUUUAGUUAUUAAAGAUGUACGUCAUCGAAGUCUGAGCCUCACCGUACGAUGCAGUCCAUUUAUUGGACCGGGAGAUUGCUGUCUCGGGCGAUAUGGAGUGGUAUAUCAAAUUAUACGGCAUGUGCCGAUCCCAAUGUGAAUAAACGUCGUGAAGCAUCCUUCAUUUCGGCUGUAUGUGGUUUUCCCAAAGAUUUUGCACGAGGACGUAUGCGUAAAGGACAGUUUGGUGAUGACGCUUGGUUCAGUGCCAAAUUCAAGACUGUUGAAGUAAUAGGUGUAGCUGAUGGUGUGGGUGGAUGGCGACAUUACGGUAUAGAUCCAGGAGAAUUUUCUAGCUUUUUAAUGAGAACUUGUGAAAGACUGGUCUCCAUGGGCAGGUUCACACCUUCAGAACCCGCUAGAUUAUUAGCAAAUAGUUACUAUGAAUUAUUAGAAAAUAAACAACCCAUAUUAGGUAGCAGUACUGCGUGUGUUAUAGUCCUUAAUAAAGAGACGAGUAGCAUUUAUGCAGCUAAUAUCGGUGAUAGCGGUUUUGUAGUUGUAAGGAAAGGAGAAGUAGUACAUCGUUCUUCCGAACAACAACAUUACUUUAAUACUCCAUUUCAAUUGUCUCUUCCACCUCCAGGACAUUCUGGUCUGGUACUUCGCGACAGCCCAGAAUCUGCGGAUACCUCGAGUUUUGGAGUUGAAGACGGCGAUGUAAUUCUUCUAGCAACGGAUGGAGUUUUUGAUAAUGUGCCUGAUCAAUUACUUAUUACUGAAAUGCGUAAAAUUCAAGGGGAAAGAGAUCCUACCAAGAUACAAGGUGUCGCUAACUCGAUAGCGUGGAUGGCUCGUAGUUUAGCAUUUGACGGCGCAUUUAUGUCUCCGUUUGCCCAGAGUGCUAGAGAGAAUGGAAUUGACACUAUAGUAUGAGAGGUAUGAACAGUGUCAAAAAGAAAAAGUAACGAAAAGAAGAAACAAAAUCAUGGAAUAGAUCUUAUAACUGAUUCUUUAAAACAGAAUAACUACUUCAUUUUACGAAUAACUCAAACAAAUUGUAAUAUUCAUUUACAUCAACGCUUUAAUUUUGUAUUUUCCAGGCGGUAAACCAGAUGACAUUACAGUGCUUUUAGCGACGGUGGCAAUAUAAUAAAGUAUGUACAAUAGAACCUUGAUCAUUGUAUUAUAGUCCAUGUCAUUGCGUAUGUGUACCUAGUUUUACAUCAUUAUAUCCCGUUAUGAUAAUCAUUUGCUAUUUAAAUAAAUGGUUUUGUAAAUCAUUCUGUACCAUGAUUAAUUUUUUUUUCUUUAAGUAACCAUCGUGAAAAAAUAAACAAUUAAAA